Molecule: messenger RNA, 925 nt
Organism: Gasterosteus aculeatus aculeatus (three-spined stickleback)
Lineage: Eukaryota; Metazoa; Chordata; Actinopteri; Perciformes; Gasterosteidae
Source: RefSeq, a predicted model, not a curated record
CCAGUGUUGCAGCACUGUGGAGGGAGAGAGGAGGAGGUCAAAACUUCCCCAGCGCAGUGAGCUAACUGCUGCCAGGAAUGGGCCGGGCCUCCUGUUGCGAUGAGGCAACAGCAAAGCGUGUAUAAAUACCAGAAUGCAUUGUGGACAAUCAGACAGCGGCAGGACUUUAAAAAAGAGCCGGCAAGAACCCCAAGGAACCCACCUGAAGCUGAAGACGAACACUUUGAAGAUACUGCGGCGCUCCUCGGUGGUCCGACACCCAUGAGAAAGAAGACCCGUCGACUCUAAUCUUCAAAAGGAUUUAAUAACUAAACCUCCCCCCCCCCCAGCGAAAAUGAAGGCAUUCAGCAUUGCAGUUGCAGUGACACUCGUGCUCGCCUUUAUUUGCAUUCUGCAGAGCUCUGCUGUCCCAUUCACCGGGGUGCACGAGCAGGAGGAGGCAGCGAGCAAUGACACUCCAGUUGCGGCGUAUCAAGAAAUGUCAACGGAAUCCAUGAUGAUGCCGGAUCACUUCAGGCAGAAGCGGCAGAGCCACCUCUCCAUGUGCCGCUGGUGCUGCAAGUGCUGCAGGUCCUACAAGGGCUGCGGCUACUGCUGCAAGUUCUGAGGACCGAAUAUUCAUUCAUGUCCCUAUCUUUGGAAACAACCUUUUCUUGACCUUUUCGUGACCUUUUUUCUCCUACGCGUCGCCUGAGAUAAGCUGUUUUGUAUCAUGUUAAAUGUGUGAUCCGUGGACGAGCGCUGUGCAAAACAAGUGCAGUGCUGUACUUAUUAUUUAUUUUAUAUGUUUUAAUACUUUCACCAUGUGAGUCUAUUUGUUAAGUCAGCGAUGUGUAAAUGUCUUCCGAAGAAAUAAUCCAGAUGUUUAAAUUCUGUCCAACAAGUUAAAAGGCUGUUGAAUAAAGUAUGACCAUUUUAAGCAGCU